This is a messenger RNA of Callorhinus ursinus (northern fur seal), 1368 nucleotides long. RefSeq names its product MANSC domain containing 4 (gene MANSC4). Gene Ontology annotation, cellular component: plasma membrane. Gene Ontology annotation, molecular function: serine-type endopeptidase inhibitor activity. Gene Ontology annotation, biological process: extracellular matrix organization; epidermis development; epithelium development. NCBI's taxonomy places the organism in Eukaryota, Metazoa, Chordata, Mammalia, Carnivora, Otariidae. The record is from RefSeq and is a predicted model, not a curated record.
AUGCAUGUGGUGGUGGUGGCAACAGCCUUGAUACUGCUCCUAAGCAUGGGGCGGACCUCAGACUCUCUCUGCUCACCCACCAUUUUUUACAGAGACUGUUGGAUCCGUCGCUUCCCAGGGCUUCUGAUUGACCUGGAGGAGUCUCAGACGCUGGGAGCUCAGUUCCUGAAAUAUUAUUCUGAAAGCACCGGCCAGAAAUGCAGCAGGAGCUGCUGCCUUAGGAAGGAUGUUUCCUGUAACGUGGCUGUCUUCUACCAUGAUCCUAUUCAUGACAAUGUCAACUGCCUCCAUAUUCACUGCCCCACGCUGGAGAGCUGCAUAUUAGAGCCCGGAACCAGUGCCAUUUUAUACAACAUAACAGAAGGUAUAGAUCCAGAUUUGCUGAUUUUUGAACAAUCACCUCCCACAUAUCUAAAUACCCGUUCUUCAUCUAACACAUGGGACAGACUAAGGAUUUUAAAAACUACACAUUUAGAUAAACAACAAACUACUGUGAUAAAUCAAAUGCUACCAUCAACAGAGGCACCAUCAUCAACCCCACAUCAAGAUUUGUUUGUCAACACAAACAAUACCAGGUAUUCCAAGGAAUUAACCACAGAUUCCUGGGCAAGACUCGUUUCCCUGAAUGACUCCAUUACCACAGAGUUAAAUAUGGUGUCACACAGCACUGAUUUCAUCAAUAACCCAGAUAACAAGACUAUUUCUCCUUUCUUUGUUCCCAUAGACACGAAACUUUUUCAUAGGCCUAUUCCAUCCCAAGUCAACAGUAGCAAGCAAUUACUAAACAAAACCAAGGGGUCCAACAGCAGAAACCACACAUGUGAGAAUGAAGAUAUGACACCUGAAUGGGCAUCUGUGACUUCAAAGAUGUGGCUGGCUCCAGUGGCCCUCUGUACCUCUGUCAUCUUUCUUUGCUGUUGUAUAAUCAUCCUGGUGUCUGGAUGCUGUAGAAAGCAGCAGGGCCAGUAUAAGCCAGGACAGAGAAAGUCAGGAUCCAGGCAUAUUAAAAAAUUUAACACUCUAAAGGAGAACUCUUAAUAGUAAAAGUUACAGGGAGAUGGUAAGCUUUCAAGAGUAUCAUUUUUAGUUUUCUGUAAGACAAGGACUCUUUGGUUAAAAAAAAAUAAUUGCACAGGAUGCUCACUCCUACCAAUCUCUAAAAAAGGCCAAAUGCUUGAUAAACUUAAGUGCUUUUUUGGAUUAUUUCUGUUUUUUGAACAGUGUACCCUUUGCCAAAUUUCCAAAAUUCUGACCCCUGCAGUUAUUUAGCACUGCAUGAGAGAUAUGCUUCUAAGUGCUGUACAUGUAUUCACUCAUGGAUAUAAUUUUAUGAAUUAGGUAUACUUUUAUUGUACAGAUGAGGAAAAU